Messenger RNA from Ilex paraguariensis (yerba mate), 486 nucleotides. The record is from the annotation of a GenBank genome assembly. NCBI's taxonomy places the organism in Eukaryota, Viridiplantae, Streptophyta, Magnoliopsida, Aquifoliales, Aquifoliaceae.
AUGGAAAACCAGAGACCAAAGAAUCAACAAAUUGGAUCAUCAAAGCCCAAUAUGAAGUGCAAAAAGCACCCAAAUCAUCAGCAAUCACCAGGUGUUUGCUCAAUGUGUCUGAGAGAAAAGCUCUCUCGUUUACCUGGAACUUCAACCACAACAACAUAUGCUGUUGCUGCUGCUUCUUCUUCAUCUCUAUCUUCUCUAUCUUCUUCAAAUUCUUAUUCUUAUACGUCUCCGGUGCAUCGGAAUGGCCGGGUUGAUUUGGAGGCAAAAGGGUCUGUGAAUUUCUUGAAGAGUGGUAAGAAUUUGCUUGCUAAAAGCAGGUCAAUGGCUUUUGUUCCUCGAAGACGAGAGGUAGAGACUAUUAUGGAUCAUGGGAAGAAGAAAAAAGGCUUUUGGUCGAAGUUGAUUCGUCCGGGAAAAAAGAGAAUGGAUAAAGGUUUGAGGAACUCGAGAACUAUGAUAGAAAGGGUUAGUACAAGGGUCCAUUGA